AGUGUCCUACCCACAAACCAACGGCAUAAUUUCCUAUCCUUCCACCCACAUCCCAAGAUGGCGCAAAACGCCCCCGCAUCCUCAGACGGAGCUCCCGCGGGAUCAAAUGGAGACCUUGGCUCGGCUAACCACUCGGAAAUAGUUAAUCUCGCCUCUCUCUCCGUCCCACAACUCCGCGCGCUCCAAACUCGCCUCACUUCCGAACUGGAACACCUGACCACCUCGCACACCAAGCUGCGCGCCGCCCAGGCUAAGUUCCGCGAAUGUGUGCGCUCGAUCAAUGAUGGUGUGACUGGAAAUGAGAAGCAGGGUACCAAUGGCCGCAAUGAGAUCCUUGUGCCCCUCACCAGCUCGCUGUACGUCAAGGGCCGGUUGACCGAUCGUGAGAAGGUCCUAGUUGAUGUCGGAACUGGAUUCUAUGUCGAGAAGACUGCGCCCAAGGCGGUUGCAUUUUAUGAUGACAAGGUCAAGGGCCUGGAGGGAAACUUGCAAGAGUUGGAGAAAAUUGUACAGACCAAGAGCACACAAUUGCGCAUUGUGGAAGAAACCUUGAGGCAGAAGAUGCUUGCUGGAGAGGGUGCUCCCCAACCCGCUGCUGCAGGCUAA
Molecule: messenger RNA, 606 nt
Organism: Penicillium paradoxum
Lineage: Eukaryota; Fungi; Ascomycota; Eurotiomycetes; Eurotiales; Aspergillaceae
Product: prefoldin subunit 5
Exons: 4
Biological process (GO): regulation of DNA-templated transcription; protein folding
Cellular component (GO): cytoplasm; prefoldin complex
Source: RefSeq, a predicted model, not a curated record